Molecule: messenger RNA, 866 nt
Organism: Fragaria vesca subsp. vesca
Lineage: Eukaryota; Viridiplantae; Streptophyta; Magnoliopsida; Rosales; Rosaceae
Exons: 3
Coding region: 1-327 (108 amino acids)
Source: RefSeq, a predicted model, not a curated record
AUGCCUUUUCAGAUCUUGAAAGCCUCAACCCUUUCUCUCUCCUUCCUCCCGACGCCGCGCGCGCGCCCUCUUCUCUUCCUAACCGGAACUCGGCCGUCCGGCAACCAAACCGGACGCCACCGGUCCCGUUCGAUUCGCACAGGCCUCCUCUCCAUUUCUGAGGCAGCGCCGCUCGUUGUCUCGCUCCCUAGACGCCGCUACAAGGCGGUGGAGCUGUUUCUGUCUCGCCGGAAAUUCUCCCUUCGACGGCGACAUAGGUCGAAACCUGAUUUGAAGCUCGAGCUUGUGGCGGUUGUUUGGAGCAGUUUAAGGCCGAUUCGAGGCUAGUCUCAGGUACAAAGAUUGUCUCUCUUGCUUUGAUCUACGAGUUUGAGUAUGUUGAAUGUCCAAAUUGCAGCGUUUCGGGGCAGCGCGUGGAAGCGCGCGUCCGGGCAGUGUGGGUAGUUUUAGUUGUGAGUGGACGUCGACGACAGCGGGACUGUGGAAGAUUAGUGUUGAGUUUUGGAUUUAGGGCUUAGGGAUUUAGGAUUUAGUAUACUGUUGUGGAUUUGGUUUUCGUUGAGCUCAAGUUUGUGUUGUAAUUUCGAAAGAAGUAAAGCAAUUUGUUUGUGUAAUGCUGUGAUACGAUUUUGGAAUAUGUAGCUAUAGGGUAACUGUUAUGUAUCUAUAGGUAUUGCUCUAGCUAUUAGGGUAUGGGUUAUUGGGAUCUGCUUAUGAUUUGGUUAUGUAACUGUUAUCAAUGUGGUGCAGACAUGGGAGGAAAAAAGAGAACGAAAAGGGAAUGAACCUUCUGACUAUGAAGAAGAAGAAGAAGAAGCCUUUAAAAGUAAAAAGGAGUUGAAGGUAUCAAAGAAAUGGACGAAGAA